Panicum hallii is the source of this 1497-nucleotide messenger RNA. Its product is annotated as ribosome biogenesis protein TSR3 homolog. Bases 249 to 1172 code for a protein of 307 amino acids. Gene Ontology annotation, molecular function: rRNA small subunit aminocarboxypropyltransferase activity. Gene Ontology annotation, biological process: maturation of SSU-rRNA. NCBI's taxonomy places the organism in Eukaryota, Viridiplantae, Streptophyta, Magnoliopsida, Poales, Poaceae. The record is from RefSeq and is a predicted model, not a curated record. The transcript is spliced from 10 exons.
GUGACCGCGUGAAUGCGUCGCUGCAGCUGAGACCUGACUACCUGAGUGAGUUCCCUCCUCCGGCGGCCGCCGCCGAAACCUACUCGUGGGCGAUCGCGCAGCCUGCAGAACAGGAGAGCCACCAGCCCACCAACCUCCCAGCGCGGCGGUAAGCAGCCCGCCCCACCUGCUGCACCCCCACAAAUCUUAAACCCCUGUCUUGAGCCGAGCAAAACCGCCGCCGCUCCCCCGCCGGGAAGCCGUUCAAGAUGGGGUACAAUCGCAACAGGCGCGGCCGCGGAUCCUCCUCCUCGUCGUCGUCUUCACGCCGCAACAAGCAAGAAGCCUCCUGGGAUGAUGGUCCUGGGACGUCACUUCCAAGGCAGGAAGAAGAUACCGAAGAGGAAUUUAAAGGUUCGAGAAUUCAGCUUGCCAUGUGGGACUUUGGGCAAUGUGAUGUUAAAAGGUGUACUGGUCGUAAGCUUUCAAGAUUUGGGCUUCUAAAGGAGUUACGGGUGACCAAUGGUUUUGGUGGUGUUGUUCUCAGCCCUGUUGGGACACAAUGUGUAUCCAAGGCAGAUCAUCCUACCGUGCAGAGAAAAGGAUUGGCUGUGGUUGAUUGUUCCUGGGCACGUUUAAGUGAUGUCCCUUUUGUGAAACUCCGCUGUGGCGCUCCUCGCCUCUUGCCAUGGUUGGUAGCAGCAAACCCUGUGAACUAUGGGCGCCCAUGUGAAUUGUCUUGUGUGGAAGCUUUAUCAGCAGCCCUCAUAAUAUGUGGGGAGGAAGACACAGGACAUUUACUGCUUGGGAAAUUCAAGUGGGGUCAUUCAUUCUUGUCUCUAAACAGAGACCUCCUGAAAGCAUACUCCAAAUGUGAAAAUGGAUCUGAGAUAAUCAAUGUGCAGAACUCCUGGUUAUCAAGUAACUCGAGUGUUCCAAAACCACCUGCAAAUGAGGCAGAAACAACACGCCGAAGCAAAGAGGAAGGAUCUGAUGGUGAUUCUUACGAUGAUUUGCCGCCUCUCGAGGAGAAUCUGAACCACUUGAACCUCGACCAAGAUGAGGAAAGCGAGGAAGGAUCUGAGGGUGAUUCUGACGAUGAUUUGCCACCUCUCGAGGAGAAUGUAAACCGCUUGAACCUCAACCAAGACGAGGAAAGCGAGGAAGAAAGUGAAAGUAAAAGGAAGGGUUAAAACGGUGGGGUCUUGGCAACAGUUGAAAAAUAAUUGAGAAAAAGUUACGUGCAAGCGCCUGCUGUGAAACAACACAUGGUAGUAUGUUUCAGUAUGUGAUCUAAAUAAACUUCUUUACGUCUGAAUCAUGGAUUCAUUCAUGGUUGGAAACAGAAGCUAUGGAACAGCUGUGGUGCAUUCCUGUGUAAAACAAGCUAUGGAAACAGAAGGGCAGUUCAUAACUAAGAAUUGUAGCGUGCAAAAUUUUGUGCCCUGUAAAUUAAGAUCAUUGGCACCCGACUUGCAGGGCAGUAUGCUAUUUUCCUCCUUUUUCGGAGCUUUUGAA